UGUUGGUGCAAGCGCAACACAUCACUCGAGUAGCAACAACCUGCUUAUCGGCCCCAAUAAGGCCCCAAUUCUGGAGAAAGGCGACCCGGACAUGCCGGGGUGGGUGUUUAUGGAGCCGUAUGCAUCGCAAAAGAAAAAGUAUCGUAUCUGCAAUAGAAAUUGCAGUUAUACAUGACAAAUGGAAAUGCAAUUUGAAUUCGCAUUACAAAUUGCAUUUUCUUCCUUGAUAAAAUUGUGAUGAAAAAAUUUGUGAUGCAAUCGCAUGCUAGGUACGAUAAGUUUGCAAUGCAUAAGCCGCAGAGCGGGUUGUUUUUUGUCACGGUCACCGCCACGCACGUUUACUGGAAUGAAUCGAAGUACUGCGGCCGAAGACCGACGAAAAAACUGCCGGACUCGCUGGCCGCGACAUACGAGGCAAGAAUGGACGCGAUGUUUUUGGAAUUCAAGAAAGUUCUCGACCGGUGUUACAACGAAAGCAGAAUGAAGAUGUUGGCGGAUGAUCAUGGGGCCUGCGUCGCGCUGGCCGGUGGGGAGCAAGUAGAUUAUGCGCAGCAGCAGGAGUUGUGGUCACCGGCAGGUCCUGCACUGCCGCCCAUUGUAAAUGAAGAAGAGCAGCACGAUGGUAAGGUGUUGAUACCUGGUGUGGUUCCUCGGGCCGCGCAAGAAAAGUUUUACGAUCCACUUUCGGCACUGCGCCUGCCGCCUGAAGAAGCCUGA
Molecule: messenger RNA, 717 nt
Organism: Amoebophrya sp. A120
Lineage: Eukaryota; Dinophyceae; Syndiniales; Amoebophryaceae
Source: the annotation of a GenBank genome assembly